Molecule: messenger RNA, 2570 nt
Organism: Hymenoscyphus albidus
Lineage: Eukaryota; Fungi; Ascomycota; Leotiomycetes; Helotiales; Helotiaceae
Source: the annotation of a GenBank genome assembly
CAAAAGCGGCACGUUAUAGUUUGCGCGUGUAUAUCUCCUUACUUCCACUUUGAAGCGAAUUUGAACUAAUCUCUCAAGUUUUCAUAAAAUUUCAGAAGUUUAGUAGGAGACGCUUAAACGACGGUGUUCAAUAUACCAAAUCAAUCAUAGUAAUCGUCAAAAAGGCAAAAGAAUAUGCUGCCGCUUUUGUUUUUUUUCGCGAGCUCCACUACCAAACAAUCCACUUUUUGUUAUAUGGGGAGUCGUUUGGUUGAAGACCCCAAACCCCCAAUGAAGCUUGCUCCGCGGUUCCCACACCGCGAGAAAUCAUGGAAUCGAUACGGAGUUGUUCUCAUCGCCUUGGGGUCUGGGGCAAUCGUUUUUAUGCACUCCCCCACGUUUCUGUUCUCGGCCGAGAAAUAUAUAUCUGAGCUACCUCCUUCUCCAUUCCCUUCUUUUCGGACUUGCCAGACCACCCUCGAAUCAUCAGCCUAUCGCAAUCAUGGUUCUACGUGGAAAGCAAUCCUCUCUUGCCCAGCUCGGUCUGGUUGUCGCUCCAGCAUUCGUGCUCUUCGGUUACAACCAAGCUGGAAUUGGUGGCCUGCUGAGUGUGAAAGAUUGGACUGAGACUUUCCCAGAGAUUGAUACUGUCCGUAAGUGUUAUCCCGCACUCCCCUUCUUUUCAAAGCUAUCAAGUUGGGAGGUUUUGUUAUCUCUGUUGCUAACCUCCGGCUUACAGACGUCACUGGGGCGGUGAAAAUGCAACACUCUCUUGUCCAGGGUACCACCGUUGCUACCUUCGUACUGGGUGCUUUGGUUGGUGCUUUGUCCUGUAUAUUUACUGGAGAUAUCUUUGGUAGAAGGUAGAAUUAUCUUGAAGUAUAAGGGGGAACAUUGCUAAUGUCCUUAAAGGAAAUUGAUUUUCGGUGGUGCACUACUGACCUUCGUCGGGGAGGCGCUCUGUUGUACCUCUUUCGGCUUGGCUCAAUUUAUCGUCGGAAGAACGAUAAUUGGUAUGGGUGUGGGGAUCCUUUCAGCUACGGUUCCUGUCUGGCAAGCCGAAUGUUCUGAUGCAAAGUUCGUAUUUCCGUUUCUCUUCCCUCCCACACAUUUCAAAGAGGUUGAGAUAUUUCUUGCCUUGAAGUUCUGUGUUGCUGAAACGACAGUACUAACUUCAAUACUUCUAGACAUCGUGGAAAGCACGUCGUACUUGACGGUCUUUUCAUCUCUUUUGGAUACGUUUUGGAGUCAUGGAUCAAUCUUGGCUUCUUCCAGAUCAAAACCGGAUCCGUGUCUUGGAGACUUCCACUUGCACUACCAACCGUGGUCUCGUUGCUUCUUAUGGCAAGCAUCUUUAGCAUGCCAGAAUCUCCUAGAUGGUUGGUUCGUGUCGGAAAAACAGACGAAGCUAGACGCAAUUUGGCAAUUUUGAACGAUGUUGAGGAGACAAGUGCUGUAGUAAACUUGGCAAUUGUACGAAUUUCUUUCUUCAAAAGAAGCUGAAAUCAGACGCUAACUCACUGUAGGCUGGAAUCGAGCACAAUGUCGAAGAAAUGAAGGAGCAAGGAUUGGGACUCAAGGAUUGCUUCAAGAGUGGUCCGGAUAAGCUAUUCUACAGAUUUACUCUCUGUAUUCUGCUCCAAUUCUACCAACAAAUGUCUGGAAGCAACUUGAUCUGUAAGUCACAUUAUUCGGCAAAACACCAUUGUCAUAUACUAAUCAAUCACAGCUGUCUACGCCCCAAUCAUUUUCCAAGAAGGUCUCAAGCUCGACAGUCAAACUUCUAGAAUCCUCUCAGCUGGAGCCCUCACUUGGAAGUUCUUGUCAUGCUUCGUUGCUUUCUUCACCAUCGACAGAUUUGGGCGUAGAGCUCUUUUCUUGGUCAGCGGUAUUGGAAUGGGGUGUUGCAUGUUGUCAUUGGCCAUCGCUACAUCCAUGCCAGAAGAUAACAAAGCUGCUUCAAUCGCCUCCGUAUUUUUCAUAUUCAUGGUAAGUUUCUCUAAAUCUUUGGCAUUGAUUAUCCACUAACAAUCUCCAAGUUCAACUUCUUCGUCCCAAUCGGAUUUCUUGGAGCCAACUUCCUUUACUGCGCCGAGAUUGCUCCUCUAAGUCUCCGUGUGGCAAUGUCUUCCGUUUCCACCGCCAACCACUGGCUCUGGAACUUCGUCGUUGCCAUGGUUACUCCAACCGCCAUCAACGAACUUGGAUACAAGUACUAUAUACUCUACUGCGUUAUCUCGUUCUGCAUCCCUCUAUCCGUUUUCUUCUUCUACCCUGAGACUAUGGGUCAGAGUCUUGAACAGAUUGACUCCAUGUUCAAAGACAAUGAUUCGAUCUUCGCUGUUGUCAAGCAGAGUAUUAAACAAUCAAAGAGAACACCAAACAUACCCGUUGACGAGAAGGGAGAUAUUAUCGCUUCUCACGCUGAAAAGGUUGAUGCUGAAAAGGGAAUGUCCUCAGCAUCCGAUAGCGAUGAAAUUUCCGCUAAGGAAUAGAUACGAGAAACUCACUGGAAUGAUAAUUGACGAAUAGACACUAGAUGUGUUCAGGACUAAACUAGACAGUUAUUACUGCUACGAAUAUAAUGUUAU